Echinostoma caproni is the source of this 1977-nucleotide messenger RNA. Lineage: Eukaryota; Metazoa; Platyhelminthes; Trematoda; Plagiorchiida; Echinostomatidae. The record is from the annotation of a GenBank genome assembly.
CUCAUGGAAAGUGGUCGAUUCAAUCAGACACUGGAAUUCCCGCUGGCCGAUCAAUUCAGCCGUUUUGUGCUCCGUGCUAGUUUUGUUUAUCUGGCCUCACGGGCCACCGAACCGGCUGUCAUGAUUGAGACUAAGACGGAACAGAACCUACAGCAUAGUCAUGUGCUAUGCGUUGAAUCGAUCAAGUGCCCUGAGUCAACCACUACUACCACCACAACAACCACAACCACCCCAGUUCCCAUUCUGAUUGGUGCAACCGCAGAUCCCUCUUCGAGUACCUCAUUCAGUCAAACCCAGUCAGGCGAGGAAGUUUCCGGGGCGGUAAAUCGUCACACAGGUGAUCCCUUUUGGGAUACACUUCUAUCUGGAACGGAACCGAAAAGUUGGUUUCUGGCUACCGUAUCAUUGGGUAGUCUUUGCCUUCUCCUUCUCAUCAUAUUGCUCAUCACAUGGCUGUAUGUAUGCCGACUGAAACGAUUGCACGCCCGGCGUCGGUGUAGAGGCACUUGCCGUUUCGGAUGCCGAUGUCCAUCGGAUGUGAUCCGUCAGACGGUAACUGAUGCUGCAGUCUGUGGACCAUUGGAUUCACAGAAUCAGCACUUGUUUGCUAGUCCGAUGACUCCACAAGGUAAUGGUUCUCUACGCAGUGGAAGCGGAUUCGGUACCGCUUUGUAUCCGGCCGGAACAAUGACCUCCAGUCGUUGGGGUUCAAACGGAGCACACAAGGUCGGUACCCCAUUGUACGUUUCCCUUGCCAAUGCAUCCGAUAAGACCGCUUUGUUGGCUGCAAACUAUCCGAAUUCGGGUUGUAUUAUUCCGGCCGGUGGGAAUCCUGGUCCGGGUUCGGCUGUCCCCGUGGCAAAUAGUGUGGAUAAUAUGAGUGGAACAUGGAGUCAGUUGAAUGGACAACGAUCAUCUUCCCACGUCCCACGUCGACGUCUAUCCCAGGACGCGCUGCAUCGAAGCACAAGCGAUGGUUCAAGCGUAUCCGGUCACGCGGUUCACGGUGCAAUCACCCAAAAAGGUUCCGUCCAAGGACGAAAUGGACUUUCGGUUGGGUAUUUGGGCGGACCAGUUACCAGCAUGCCAACAACCAUGCUUAUCACUAACGGCAACACAGCAGUUCCACCACAAUCGCCUGACACAAAUGGUUCCGUUUACUAUCAGCCACAAUCUACCGGAAUCAUUGUGGGCAGUGGCGGUGCCGGUACAACCUAUAGCUAUACAGACAGUGGACGAGGCAGUGGUGUCAGUCCUGGACUAUCCCAGUCUCCGACCAGAUUAAAUGGUCGUAAAAUGAAUGAUCGUGGUGGUGGUGGUGGUGGAUACUAUGUACCACACGGUUCCCUCGGAGCUGGGACGGGGACGGGAACAGUGAAUGAGGAAGAAGAGGAGCCACAGGGAAAUACCGAUCCCAGAUACUUUGCCACUGGUCCCAACGGAGAGAAACUCACAUUAGUGACGCAUAACGAUACCCGACAGGCUACUUACAACCUUUACGGUACCGAUUCACUACAUCCGAAUGCAUACACCACUCGUGGAUCCGAGGGAGAUUUGCUCAAUAUCACACCGCCAUCCGGAUUCUACGAUCCAAAUGGCAGUGGUGGCACAGACUCCGGUCUGGUGAACGGUUCCUCCUCGAGCAGUCGAUCCAAUCCGCACACGAGUGCGAAUAGUUUCGGUCAGAGGACUUUUCUCACUCCACUCUAUCCGAUUCUGGGGAGUCCAGCCAGUGCGGCCGCAAACGAGUGGUCCGGAGUGACUAUGACCGGGAAUAUGAGCAACACGGUUCCUGGCCAAGUCCCGGGUACAGUAGCAGUAGGAGGUGCGUCCGAACAACAACAACACAUGGUGGGAGCGGUGGAUGGUUUAUCACACGGCACAUCCGUUUCUGGUGAGGUCAACAGCGGACCGUAUGCAUCCGCAAAAUCCAUGCUCUCACCUCGAAUGUACACGGCUUCAGAAAGAAUGCUCUGA